Thecamonas trahens ATCC 50062 is the source of this 3209-nucleotide messenger RNA. RefSeq lists its product as uncharacterized. NCBI's taxonomy places the organism in Eukaryota, Apusomonadida, Apusomonadidae. Gene Ontology annotation, molecular function: histone binding; sequence-specific DNA binding; zinc ion binding. Gene Ontology annotation, cellular component: nucleus. The record is from RefSeq and is a predicted model, not a curated record. The coding region runs from base 1 to 2922 and encodes 973 amino acids. The transcript has 2 exons. Gene Ontology annotation, biological process: positive regulation of transcription by RNA polymerase II; DNA damage checkpoint signaling.
AUGGGCCAUAGAGGGCGCCUCUCAGCAACAUCGCAGGCAACUGACUCGACCUCGGGUGCGUCGUCGAAUCAACUGCCGGCACCACCGGUACUCGGCGUCUCGCCGUCAGCUCGGCGGACCGAAGCUGUGCCGAUGAACGUGGCUGCCGCCGACGAAGUUGCGUCGGCGGCGUCGGUCAACUCGCAGCCGCUGUUUGGUUCAGAGCUGGCGCGUGCUGCGGGUGCGCCACGGCUCGUUCUCGAUCUCGACGCCUCGGCCCCGACUGGGAGCGUUCCUUUGCGCGGCGUGGAGCCGACGCAGGAGGAGAGCUCUGACGACGACGAGACCCAGAUUGGCAUGGCGGAUGAGACUCAGGAGACCCAGCCAACCACUGCAGCCCCUGGCGCGCGAAAAUCCGUCCUCAAGCGCGCGUCGGACGUCCUGCCGGCCAGCCGCUCCACGGUCAUCCCGUCGUCGGCAUCGCCGCCGAGUGUUGCCGCCCGCACCCGCCAUACGGCGGGCGAGACCGCGUCACCGCGCGAGACGGCAUCGCCGCAGACCUCGCCGCUUGAGCUCACCCCGCAUCCAGAGAGCGGCAAGGACGCUUCGAGUGAAGAGUCCAAGUUUGGCGCCGUUGUGUUCUCGACCUCGGCCGCAGGCUCGGGCUCGCAGUUGACAUGGGGCGAGACGUCGCACGGCGUGCCGCCGUCGCAGGACUCGUUCUCGCAGGACUCGUUCUCGCUCGCUGUAGCUUCAGCAGAGCCGGCAAGCGGUGAGCCGAGUAAGGAGGCUGCGGCAGAUGUGGCAAGCCAGCGCCCCAACUCCGCAGCCAUCGCCCAUCUUCAGGGCGCGCUCGCCGCCUCGCACACGACGCUGAGUCCUGCGCAGGCUGCAGAGCUGGCCGGCACGGCCCGGACACUCGCAGCGCCGGGCCACGCGCAGCGGUCGCCGGUCGACAUCGGCUCGGACGAUGACGACGCAACCCUCCCGGGCGCGCCGCUUGCAUCUGGAUCAGGCAAGGAAGGGUCGCUGGCGACGCAGACGACACAGGCAACGCCGGCGACGCUUUUGCAGACGCCGCCGCGGCAUCCCGGCAGCGGCUCGUCGUUUGAGACGCCGACCAAGUCGGUGGCGUCGGCGGCAUCGGCGCUUGAAUCUUUGGCGGUCCUCGCCGCGCGGCAGCCAUCGCCGUCGCCGGUUGUCUCGCUCGGCGCGUCGGCGGCGGCACAUCUCGACACCAGGCGGGCGCGCGCAGGCUCGCCCAUGCAAGUCGUGGUCGCCGGGGAGGCACGGGCGUCUCCGUCCAACUUUCGGUUCAUUCCUCCGCCGCGCGAACGGCGACGGCCGUCGCCGUCUCCGUCGCCUUCAGCCCAUCUUGGCCUUGCGCUGCUGGAAGCCUCUGCCGCGAUGGCGCUCGAGUCGGGUGGGAGCCCGUCGUCGCGUCCGCGCCGCCGGUCACUCGAGACCGGGCGCGCGCUCACUGCCACACCGCCACCGGUCAGCUCGCGAGGCGGACGCUCGCGUUCCAAGGUGGUCAGCUCGCGGCGCAAACGGUCGUCGUCGACGACUGCACCGGUGCGGGCGCGGGCGCGGGCGCGAUCGUCCGAGGCCGAGACCGAGUCGCCUGCGCAGAGCUGCGCUCAUUGUCGGGCGACCAAGACCUCGCAGUGGCGGCGGAACAAGCUCGGCGCGUCGCCGAUCUGCAAUGCCUGCUACGCGCACACACUCACUCACAACGCACUCCCGCCACUCGAUGCCAACGGCAACCGCAUCUACGCCUCAGGCCGCAAGCCCAAGUCGAGCGGAAGCAACAGCAAGCGCAAGCGAUCGCCGAGCGCGGGCAAGGGCCCGGCGAGUGACGCACCGGCGGCCAAAAAGCGCAAGUCUACCAAGCGCGCCGCAAGCACCGAGGCCGAGCGCCCGGCGGGCAUCCUCGGUGGCUUCACCUGCCUGGUCACCGGUCUCGACGACGUGUCUGCGGUCGAGACUAAGGCCUCGGUCGUGGCCGCGAUCAAGGGCAACGGUGGGCGGCUGGCGUCGUCGUUCCCGGACUCGGUCGUCAACGCGCCACCCGAGUCAGACGCAGACCCUCGGUCGGUGGCCCGGACCGGGCUCGUUGUUGUGUCGGACCGCCCGCGGCGGACCCACAAGUACCUCAUUGCGCUUGCCGUCGGCACCCCGACUGUCCACUAUCGCUGGAUCCUUGACUCGGCCGGAGCUGGAGAACUCCUCCCGCUCGGCUCGUACACCAUUGCCUCGGGCUACUCGCUGGUGACCAAGACCGAGUCAGCCGCCAACGUCCUUGCCCUCCAGCACAGGGUUUUCCGUGGCCUGCAAGUUGCCGUCCACGGAUCGCCCAAGUUUAUCACAUUCUGGGAGCACGUCAUCCGCAGCGCUGGCGGCGCGCUGCCGAGUCCGGCCGGCCGCAAGCAGAUCCACGCCAUGCUUGACAAAGUCCGCCAGGCGCUCAGUGCCAAGGCUGCCGCUUCCUCUGCAGCAGCAGCUGCUCUCACAAUCUCGCCGUCGCAGCCGGGCGCUGCCGCCAGCAGUGAGGCGGAAACGGGAUCGUCGACGUCACGCUCGUCGCGCCGGCUGCGCGCUCGCAGGAGCUCGGCGUCCAAGGACGACGAGCCGCUCGCCGCCGUGUCGAAAGUGCCAGCGUCGACAAAGGUUGAGACCACUGCCAAGGCCGAGGGGCAAGUUAUGCUCGAUGCUGGUCAGGUUGACGUGGCAAAGGCGUUCGAGUCGGUCGCCUGGGUCGUGACGGAUAUCCGGCCCGAGGCGGCGCUGGUUGAAGCGACACGGCUGGCAGGCAUUGCGCUUGUCUCGUUUGAGUACGUCAUCCAGUGCAUCAUCAACCAGCGAGUCCUUCCGCCGGAUCUGCACCGCAAGUUCCACUACGGGUAUGUUCCAUCCAAUGUGCGCAAGAACUCUGCAGUGUGAGUUGAGUGGGGCGGCUAGAGCGCAGCAAGCGCGACGUCGCCGCCGCCACAUUCACCUGCAAGCUCUUUCGGCUUGUCCGAAACGACGAGCUCGAGGUUGCGCUUCUUGCCGUGCUGGCCGAACCGAAAGUGAAUCGGGAGCGUCGGGUUGUGGGGAAAGAGACAGACGAGCGACGAGAGGGUGAGAGAGAAAAUGGCGGCGACGGUGGCAAAGACAUCGAGCGCGCCGUAGGUGACUACUUCGGUGAUGAGCGAUUCCUCAAGGUCAAAUGAAAAGGCGUUGAGCUC